AUGUUAGCUUCUUGUUGCUGUUCACAAAAACUCAGUACUGAACAACAAAUUAUUGUAGUAGCAAGCAAAAACAAAAGUAAAAUGGCGGAACCAAUUAAAGUUGUUGUAACUGGUGCUGCUGGGCAGAUUGCAUACUCUCUUCUCUACCAAAUUGCUUCUGGAGCUGUUUUUGGCCCAGAACAACCAGUAUUUCUUCAUCUCCUGGAUAUUGCUCCAAUGAUGGGAGUUCUUGAGGGUGUUGUCAUGGAGUUAGCUGACUGUGCUUUGCCCUUACUUGCUGGAGUGCUCCCUACUGCCAACCCUGAAGAAGCAUUUAAGGAUGUAGCAGCUGCAUUUUUAGUAGGUGCUAUGCCCAGAAAAGAAGGUAUGGAACGUAAAGAUCUCUUAUCAGCUAAUGUUCGCAUUUUUAAAGAACAAGGGCAGGCCUUAGACAAAGUGGCACGUAAGGAUGUUAAAAUACUUGUUGUUGGAAAUCCAGCCAACACUAAUGCUUUGAUUUGUUCUAAAUAUGCCCCAUCAAUCCCUAAAGAAAAUUUCACUGCCAUGACACGCCUUGACCAGAACCGUGCCCAAGCCCAAUUGGCAGCUAAAUUGGGGGUAAGAGUCCAGGAUGUUAAGAAUGUCAUCAUUUGGGGUAACCACUCCUCCACACAGUUCCCAGAUGCAUCAAAUGCUGUUGUCACAGUCAAUGGUGCUCAAAAGCCAGUGCCGGUAGCGCUAAAUGAUGAUGAAUUCUUGAAGUCCACCUUUGUCACAACAGUACAGAAGAGAGGUGCAGCUGUUAUUGCAGCUAGAAAAAUGUCCUCUGCUCUGUCAGCUGCUAAAGCAGCAUCAGACCACAUGAGAGAUUGGUUCUUAGGCACUGGUGAUCGUUGGGUCAGUAUGGGAGUUGUGUCUGAUGGAUCGUAUGGUACACCACGGGAUGUAGUGUUCUCAUUCCCUGUUACAGUCAGUAAUGGCAAGUGGAAGAUUGUUGAAGGCCUGACUAUUUCUGAUUUUGCCCGCAAAAUGAUUGAUGCAACAGGUAAGGAGUUGGAUGAAGAAAAGAAUGAUGCUUUGGAAGUAUGCAAGUAA
Molecule: messenger RNA, 1074 nt
Organism: Pieris macdunnoughi
Lineage: Eukaryota; Metazoa; Arthropoda; Insecta; Lepidoptera; Pieridae
Source: the annotation of a GenBank genome assembly